UUCUCGGCCUUUUGGCUAAGAUCAAGUGUAGUAUCUGUUCUUAUCAGUUUAAUAUCUGAUAUGUGGGCCAUGUGCCCACUUCGAUAUUAAAUUUAUUUUUUGUGGGGGAGGGUCCACAACAGUGGCUUGCCCCUGGGGCCCUCGCGUGUCGCCCGGGCGUUGCACUACAGCCCGGGCCUGGCGCACCCCAACCAAAUCUAGUUUAAGUUUUAACUUAAUAACUAGUAACUACCCAAUUUAUAUCCGAGUUUUCUUUAGUUUAUUUAGUACGAUAUUUGUUGAAAAUACGAUUUCGUGCUACAGGGCGAAGAAUUUGAGUGUUUGAAAUAUGAAAUACUCGUAAGAAUUUGAAUGGUUAGGCACAUCGUUGUGUUUGCAACGCUGACCAUUCAGUACACAGGUGGAGUGAAAACGAGCAGCAGUCGUCGUCGAUCUCGAGCGCCACAUGAAAGUUCAUCCCAGAUCCAAACAAAGCCAUCUGGAAAAUCGAAGCGGAGCGGAACCCCCGCCGCUGAGCUGUGAGCUGCGGCAACCGCAGCCAUGGACGAGAGGCCAGCGCUCGCGGCGCCGCAGUCCCCGCCGUUCUCCGCCCAGGCAUCCCCGUACUCGGCGCUCCACCCGCUGCUCCUCCCGUCCCCUAACCCGCACCUCCUCCUCAAGCCCAAGACGCUGACCCUCUCGCUCUCGUCGUCCUCGCUCGGCUCGAUGCCGUCCUCCUCCCCGUCUGCCCCCGCCGUCCCCGACGCCUGGGAGCUGGUGGCGCCCACCGCCACCGUCGUCGUGGCGGGCGCUGCUGCCCCCGUGGACGGCGGCCUCGACGACUGUGACGACGUCUUCCCCCCGCGCCUCCACGAGGGGCUCGGCGUCGAGGGGGAGGCUGCGGCAAAGGAAGGGGAGGAAGAGGAGGAGGAGGAUGAGGAUGAGGAUUUUGGUGAUGAGUGGCUGUGGGGGUGGGGGAGGUGCCGCGCGGCGGCGAGGCGAGCGUGGGCUGCCGGGGUUGGGGCUGUGCGGGAGGGUUUGAUGGUGCACGGGACGUGCGGGUGCCCCGCGGUGAGGCCCGCCGUGUGGUCGGCCGCCGGGGCGGCCGUUGUGGUGGGGGCGCUGCUCUACGCUCGCCGGCGCGACAAGAGGGAGAGGGACCUGCUCGUGAUGCUCUCGCAGGAGAAGGAUAAGAUUGCGAAAUUGCUAGGAUUCAUGGGCAAUAUCGAUCGGUAAUGAUGAGAUCAAUUUAGAGCUUGUUAGUGUGACCAUCAAGAAACUUUUUUUCUGGAAGUUGAAAUGAUCAUUUCUUUCUUCAGGAUUUGAUUUGUAAUUGGCAUUAUUUGUAUGGUUGCUAAAAUGUAUAGUUACAUGCUAUACUAGGAGAUUUGGUAUGCAACUCAGUAAUUGAAUAACAUGCUCUUUCAUGGUAGAGGUGGUCUCAGAACCUACAGAAUGAGAACAGAGUAGUCAAAUAUUAAUGACCGGCGGUAGUGUCUUGUGUGGUGAUGUUAGAUAGAUUAGAGAGGUUGGAUAUAUCUUAAUUCAGCUGACAUUUUGUAACACCAAUAUUGUCUUUGGAUAGUUUGGCCAUUCAAGUAUUUGUAUCCAUCCAUGAUCACUAAGUCAUCUAUUUGUUGAGGCUGGAGAGUUUUGAUUUAUUAGUAUAGUGUUCUGAAUAUUUUAGCAAAAUUCUGCAUUCCGUCUAUCCUGUUACUGAUGGUUUAUGCAGUACCAUGUCAAGUAGCCUCGAGGUAAAAUUCAGUCAGUUCAGUACCUGUCAUGCAUAGUGUUAAAUGAAAAAUACUGGAAGCUGCCUGUUCUUGAAUUUCAAAAUACUCCUAGCCUUGAGUAUGAAUUGAAUGGUUCUUGCAUGUUAUUUUUCUUGUCCUUUUGCUUUCUUGCAUUUCUAACUACUACGAUGUGCAAUCAAUGAUUUCGGACUUGCUGUCUUGUGCAGCAAUAUUUUAACCUGGAAAAAUUGUUCAAUAACACAAGAAGCAUGUAUACAAACUGUGAAAAGUUUCUCUGUACUUGCAUAUAUAGAUGUUACUGUUGUGUCAUGUAAGUAGGUUUAGACAUGCAUUGAAUAACUAAUUUCUUCAAGACAGUUAAUGCAUUUGAUAUCUUAUUAGAUCUUU
This is a messenger RNA of Oryza brachyantha (malo sina), 2120 nucleotides long. RefSeq lists its product as uncharacterized. Lineage: Eukaryota; Viridiplantae; Streptophyta; Magnoliopsida; Poales; Poaceae. The record is from RefSeq and is a predicted model, not a curated record. The transcript is spliced from 2 exons. Bases 541 to 1215 code for a protein of 224 amino acids.